Molecule: messenger RNA, 1534 nt
Organism: Lolium rigidum
Lineage: Eukaryota; Viridiplantae; Streptophyta; Magnoliopsida; Poales; Poaceae
Product: protein SENSITIVE TO PROTON RHIZOTOXICITY 1-like
Exons: 2
Coding region: 38-1168 (376 amino acids)
Biological process (GO): response to acidic pH; response to aluminum ion
Source: RefSeq, a predicted model, not a curated record
GGCCAAAUCGAAGUUGGCCACCACCUCUGGUCGCCGGAUGGACUCCACAACCAAGCAUAUGGCCGCCGGCGGCUGCGCCGGCGCGCCAUCGGCUAACGCGGCACCGCUACAGGCCAUACUCGCCGGCGCCCUUAGCGGUGCCGGAGCUGGAGGAGGAGAUGGAGACCCCCGCGCCGCUCUCGAACGGCUUGCUGCCCUCGGGGACCGCAUGGCCGCCGUCCGGCGCCGCCUCGCCGCCUCCAUCUCAGGCGAAUCGCAGCCCCUCUCCCCCUCCGAUAUCCAGUCCGUAUCCUCCGAGAUCUCGUCCGCCGCCCACCUGGUAGUCCUCAACGCCGCCUCUCUCCUUUCUUCCUCUCUCCCCUUUCCCACCCCAUCUCCACCUCCUGCACCUCCUGCUCCUAUCCAAGAGCUUCCCUCGGCGGCCACCUCCGCCCAAGGACCUCCCCUGGAAACCAUCGAGGGCGAUGGGGGCUACGAUGUCGUGGAGCUCAACGCCGACGAGCUGCUCGCGGAGCAUGUACACUUCUGCAAUAUCUGCGGCAAGGGCUUCCGCCGCGACGCCAACCUCAGGAUGCACAUGCGUGCGCACGGCGACCAAUUCAAGACCCUUGACGCCCUCUCCCGGCCCGGCCAGGCGAAGCCAGCUGCCGGCCGAGAUGUGCGAUUCUCGUGCCCUUUCACUGGGUGCAACCGGAACCGUGUGCAUCGCCGCUUCCGGCCACUCAAGUCGGCGGUCUGCGCGCGCAACCACUUCCGCCGCAGCCACUGCCCCAAGCUCUAUGCUUGCGAGCGCUGCGGUGGUAAGAAGCAUUUUGCUGUUCUUGCCGAUCUCCGCAGUCACCUUCGCCACUGCGGUGAGGAGGCACAGUGGCGCUGCACCUGCGGCACCACCUUCUCCCGCAAGGACAAGCUGUUCGGCCAUCUUGCGCUCUUUGAAGGUCAUAUGCCUGCCAUCUCCGCGCCGAACAAUGAUGCAGUGGCAGCGCCUACAGAGGCACCCUUCGAUAUAAUGGAUGAAGGAGGAAUUGAAGGAAACUGUGACCAGGAGGAUGACGAUGAAGGCAGGUUUGAUCCGGAGUUCUUCAAUGAGUGGAUGGAGGAGCUUAAAGAUGGUGCUGGACCUGCUGAUGGCACAAGCUGGCCUGGACCUGCAGCAGCCGGGCAAUAGCAAUGUACUGAGUACUGUUUGGGGUGUACGGUAGGCACAACAAGGGCCAUUGGCUUGUGAAAGUGAAUGGGAAGAUCAGUGAUGAAGGUGCUUCUGAAGACAACACAGGGUUUUCUACCUCUUUCUCCUCAUCCAUCCUCUCUUGUUUCAUGGUGCUCACUUCUUCGGCCUCACCUUUGUCAUGUUGCUCCCUUGUUAUUCUGUUGCCUGUUGGCGGAAAAUACACCCAGUUGUUGGUUUUGCACUUAUGCAGUUGCAUGGUUCCUCUUCUGUAUCAACUGAUGAGAAAAUUAUCCUGACAAAUGGUGUAUUCAGUCUCUGGUGUGCUGGAGGCACCGAAAAUAAAAAUGUCAGUUGUUACCCUUA